Adineta steineri is the source of this 1047-nucleotide messenger RNA. The record is from the annotation of a GenBank genome assembly. NCBI's taxonomy places the organism in Eukaryota, Metazoa, Rotifera, Eurotatoria, Adinetida, Adinetidae.
AUGUGUUCAUCAAAUGGCCUAUUAAAAUUAUUUGUUGGUGAUAUUGGUGAUAAUCGUAAAUCAGAUUUAAGUCGUGUAUUUAGUAAAUAUGGUGAAAUUUCAACAAUUUAUGUUGAUGAACAUAAACAUUUUGCUUUUAUUGAAUUUACAUCAUCAACUGAUGCCCAACGUGCUUUACAACGUACAAAUAAUAAAACAGUGAAUGGUUCAAAACUUCGUGUGGAAUAUGCUAAACCAGAUAAAACAUCUCGAGAUAGUCGACGUCCAUUAACUCGAGUACAUUCACCACCAUCAACUUUUUAUGAUCAUUUACAGGUAACUGCAAAUCGUUUACCAACAAUGCAAUCAAUGCGUCAAAAUUAUUAUCAACAUCAUCCAUCAACAAUGAUGUCGAGUUCAACUAUGUCUCGUGGUCGAUCUUUAACACCACCUUCAUUUAAACAAAAUGCUCGUAUAUCAUCAAUGAAUCAUCUACGAUCACAAGAAUUCUAUCCACCAUAUUAUCCACAUCAUCCAGCUGUUUAUAGUGAUCCAGCUUAUUAUCGAGCAGCCUACGGAGAUCCAUAUUUAAUGCAGCGAUUACCACCACCACCACCAACAGCUUUCUUUCCUCCAACAUCACCACCACCAUCAUCAUCAUCAUCUCGUUCUCAUCGAAAUAUGUAUUCAUCAUCCGGUCUUGAUCGUUAUCCUCCAGUCAUGUCUCAUAGACGAUCACAACGAAGUCGAAGUCGUAGUCGACGCAGAACUUCACCGUCACGAAAAACUCGAUCUAGUCGUGAAAGCAAACGAAAACGACGCAUUUCAACAUCAUCUUCACCUAAAAAUCAACGUGAUCGUGGUCCACAAACACCACCUACAUCAUCACAUCGAUCUCGAAAACGAUCUCGGUCUGGUUCAGAUACAGUUGCUUCAACAUCCGAACAAAAAACAUCUUCAACUUCUUCUUCAGAUGAUGAAAAUAAUGAAAUUAAACAAUCAAAUUCUAAAAGAUCAAAAAAUAGUGAAUCAAAUCAAAAACAUUUAAAAAGAAAGACAAGAGAAUAA